Messenger RNA from Lineus longissimus, 2589 nucleotides. RefSeq names its product R3H domain-containing protein 4-like. Gene Ontology annotation, molecular function: nucleic acid binding. The record is from RefSeq and is a predicted model, not a curated record. NCBI's taxonomy places the organism in Eukaryota, Metazoa, Nemertea, Pilidiophora, Heteronemertea, Lineidae. The transcript has 7 exons. The coding region runs from base 111 to 935 and encodes 274 amino acids.
CGCUGAUUUCGUUCAUGUCAAGGCAGUGGUGAAAUCCAUCUUUUGCCCUAACUCCUUCGAUUAUUUUGUGUUUAUUUACCUAUUUAGAAGUGAUUUAACUGUUAGUAUCGAUGAUGGGGGUUUGCGAAGACAGCAACACAGUCACAGCUGAAAAGCAACCGAUAUUCAUCAAAGAUGACCUCAAGAAUGUUUCAUCGCCAAGAAAGCAGAAGAUGUCAAAGCACAAGUCACCAAAACGUUGUAAACACGAGAAGAUGGAUACAGAAGUUGAGAUGUCGAGGGGCAAGGGAAAAAGACGUCUCAGAAGGUUUGAGAACUUGAAGUACCUUUUAAGUCUGGUCGAGAGUGAAGACUUGGAUGAGAUGAAUAUUGGUGACUUCAUGGAGCCAACCAUGUCGGCCUUCGCUGAGCUGUUGGCAGAACAAGAAAAGAUGAAGGUGUGGAAUGAUUUCGUCAACCACACGGAAGAAGAACAGAACUUCUUCCUGCAGAAUCAGCAGUAUUCUGAUGAGGCUGCGGGGGAGGUUGGAGAGACGUCAAGCAAACCUGCUCAGGAUGACCAUGACUGGGUGCAUCUUGAUGAUAAGCGAGAGGCUCACCCUGCCUUCUCUGCUGAUGAGUGCUUCCAAAGAAUUGAUUCGAAUCUCAAAGCCUUGCUGCAUAAGAGGCAACUGCCGAGGGGUGUCAUCUGCCAACUUGAAGAGCAGAUCAUUAUGUUCUUCAAGGAAUGGCCGACAUCUGUGUACGUCUCUAAAGUGCCAAGCAGUUUUGAGCGGCUGCUGCUUCAUGCUGUCUGUCAGUACCUUGAUCUCAAAUCACACAGUUUUUGCUGUCAAGGAGAAAGACAAACAGAAGUUGAAAACAAGCACCAAACAUUUCUCCCACCUGACACUGCGCUCAGCACAUAUCUGGAAUCAAAAUUGGUGCUUCAUUGACCAAUGGAAGUUGGCUUGUACAUGUGUCUAUUGACCAAUGGAAGUUGGCUUGUACAUGUGUCUAUUGACCAAUGGAAGUUGGCUUGUACAUGUGUCUAUUGACCAAUGGAAGUUGGCUUGUACAUGUGUCUAUUGACCAAUGGAAGUUGGCUUGUACAUGUGUCUAAACAUUGUUAAUGUUCCCAUGCAGCAUUGACAUGAGUCAUGAAAAAUCAAGUUAGUCAUUAUUAAUGUUGUUGUGAGCUUUGCCAUUUUGAAAUAGCUGGCAAUAGUUGACAACAAAGGUAUCAUGUCUGAUGAAUCCAAUAUAAAUCAUGGUAUGAGUGUGAGUGGUUUCCACCAAUCGUUUAGAACAUGUACAUGAAUUUGAUCUGUAAUCAUGUAAGAACUGAAAAUGACACUUGUCAACAAAACCAGAAAAUAUUUUGAAAUCUUCACCUGCUGGCAAUUUCUUUUGGAAGUUAUUGGCAUUCUUUCAAAGACGUUUAAACCAAUCUAACUUCAAUCCUUACAUGAUCCAGAGUUAUUUAUUGCUUUAAUCAAAGUGCUGUUAUUGUGUAAUUAUGAUGGUUUGCCCGUCCUGUUCAUCCCAGCAUGUCACUAAAUGUUAUUGACCUGAUAUUAGACGCUCCCUUACUAAUCAGGAUACGGCAGGUUGGGUAUAUCAUUCAGGAAUAUUGGGUUGAUAUAUUACAAGUUACUCAUUACUAUAGAGAGGUGUGUUUAGUCAAUUGACCCUGGCGAUGUGAAUCAAGACUAGCAAAUACUUUCAAUGUUAUACAGAAAGGCCUUGUGUAAAUGUCCAUGCAGUUUUAGACAAAAGCAUUUGCUAGCCUUUAUUUAUAUCACCCAUUGUCUCGUGUUUGGCCAUAUUCAGGUAUUGGGAUUGUCAAAGAAAAAGCAUUUAUGCCAUGUAUUGCAUAGUUGAUUGAUAAUAGUGUGUUAAUGUAAUUAAGUUGGCUUAGUGGUGCCUGUACAAAGGGCCUAUUUUACUUGUGAUGCUUAGGUGUAUAACAAGACAAGGCUGAGUAGGCUUGAUUGCUCUAACACAACAUACAUGACAUUAGUAUUUGUGGAUGUAUGUUGCAACAUCUCUCACCAACUGUCUAGAAUUUGACUUUGUAAGGAAAGUCCAAAUUGUCAAAUAAUGCCCUUUAUACAUUGGCAUUGUGUAUACAUGUAUAUGUAGUGGAAACUGUAAUGAUAUACAAGUGUAUACCUGUAUUUUACCUCUUCAAGUGUUUAUUUUGUGAAUGGUUUUUUCGAUUUUAUGCAGACAGCAGGUUGAUGAGGUGCACACAUGCCAUCUUAUUCAUAGGGUAUCGCAAGGAUCUGUGGACAAGUGGACAAGUCCCCACACCAUGAAUGCACUUUUCCUACACAGAACCCUCAAAGAUUUGGAAUAAGGUUUACCCUAACCUUCGUUUUAUUUGUUGUUUAAGAGUUUAAAAAUGCAGUCGCUGGUACAUUUUCCUAUCUCAACCAACUCAAUUCGUUGUUGUAUAAUGAUCUUUCUCCUGUGACACUACUCACUGUUAAGUUUCUUCCCUUUCUAAAUAAGUAAACAUUCCUUUGAAAUAGCAAGUUCAGGGUUGUUGUCCAAACUUUUAAUGGUAAAUAAAUGUAUCAAUGGUAAAUAAAUGUAUCAAUGGAA